AUGUUCCGCUCUCUCCUCACUCUCACGAAACUCGCUUCCCCAGAGUACAUCUUCCCCACCGUCGAUCCUAAAAUAGAUGGCGAGGAAUGCCGCCACGACUGCGCCGAUUGCACGGUCAAGUGGCCGUCCAAGGUGAAAGUAGAUACCACACUCCCGAUGUACGGGUACAUCAAGCAAUUCCACGCGCAUGUACUCGUGGCAACCGGGAAGACGGAUUGGGUCGGGAAGGUAGAGCAGGAGAAGGGGAGUUUGAUGGAGGCGUUCAAGUCCGAUGGGGGGAAGUCGAAGCAUGGAAGAAUCAUGGUUUCCGCAUCGAAUCUCACACCACCAGAGAACGAAAGCGGGCAGGUUGAUUCCGGGAAGACGACUGUAUUACUUUUACCGUCGUUUACCUUCGUGGACGGUGUUGCCUACGGAGAUGUGAGACAUGUGGUUGAUACGUUUAUUGAUAACCCGAAACAAGAAUCCCGGCUGUCGUCACGACCAUGUCAGCAUGACUAUGUUGUUCUCCUCUGUUCGCAUCAACGGCGCGAUGCCCGCUGUGGCAUCACGGCACCGUUGAUCAAGAAGGAGCUGGAGCGCCAUCUACGUGGGCACGGCCUAUACCGUGACCUCGAUGAUGAGCGACCCGGUGGGGUGGGGAUUUACUUUGUUUCUCAUGUUGGUGGGCAUAAGUUUGCCGCGAACGUUUUGAUAUAUCGGAAGAAGCAGCAGCAAAUGAUCUGGUUGGGGAGGGUCAAGCCUGAGCAUUGUGAGGGGCUGGUUAAGUAUACGAUUCUCCAAGGGAAAGUGGUUCAUCCAGACUCGCAGUUGAGAGGUGGGUUUGAUCGUAUGAAAGGGUUGACUAGUUGGUGA
Aspergillus nomiae NRRL 13137 is the source of this 855-nucleotide messenger RNA. RefSeq names its product sucrase/ferredoxin-like domain-containing protein. Bases 1 to 855 code for a protein of 284 amino acids. The transcript has 2 exons. The record is from RefSeq and is a predicted model, not a curated record. NCBI's taxonomy places the organism in Eukaryota, Fungi, Ascomycota, Eurotiomycetes, Eurotiales, Aspergillaceae.